Molecule: messenger RNA, 1137 nt
Organism: Neodiprion virginianus
Lineage: Eukaryota; Metazoa; Arthropoda; Insecta; Hymenoptera; Diprionidae
Product: growth hormone-regulated TBC protein 1-A-like
Exons: 8
Coding region: 65-1087 (340 amino acids)
Source: RefSeq, a predicted model, not a curated record
AGCAAGGUAGCGUGUAAUUGUAUACUACGAAAAUUGUAAAUGGCAUCGACCGCUCCGCACUGGAAUGGCCAGUUCGUGUUUCAGCAAUGUCGACGAGUAUGGAUUCGAGAGGCCGCAGAACUUCGAUUACCAAACUUACGAGGAAUUCAUGUCCGAAUAUCUGAAAGUCUUGGCUAAAAGGGCUAAAAGAUGGGCAGACAUCAUAGGCGAAGGAAAAUCUCUUCAACGAAGCGUCACAGUUAAGCGAUAUGUUCGAAAGGGCAUUCCAGGGGUUCAUCGGGGCAUGGUAUGGUUGACUGUCAGCGGUGCUGAAGAAUUGAAAAAUGCAUCUCCAGAUUUAUAUCAGAGAUUAUUGGAUGGACAUCACAGCCGUGAUGUCGCCGAGAUUAUAAAGACUGAUCUGCCUCGUACAUUUCCUGACAACAUAUUUUACAACAAUAUCGAAAACCAACAGCAUCAGCUCUACAACGUUUUGCUAGCUUUCGCGCAUCAGAACAAAAGAGUUGGAUAUUGUCAAGGUUUGAAUUACAUAGCAGGAUUACUUUUGUUAGUAACAAAAAGUGAAGAAACAGCAUUUUGGUUACUGAAAAUAUUAAUAGAAAAAAUAUUACCAGAGUAUUACACCCCUACAAUGGAUGGUCUCCUAACAGACAUUGAUGUUCUGUCAGAGCUAGUAAGGAUAAAAAUGCCGGAUGUACAUCAACACGUGACUAACUUGGGGUUACCUUGGGCAGUAAUAACAACUAAGUGGUUUAUCUGUUUGUUCGCAGAGGUUCUGCCUAUUGAGACAACCUUGAGAAUAUGGGAUUGUCUGUUUUAUGAAGGUAGUAAAAUAAUAUUUCGAGUAGCACUGACACUGAUUAAAAGAAAUCGAGAAAAUUUGCUGUCUUGUCAGGAUUUUACAGCAUUAGCCGAGUGUUUUAAAGAAAUAACAAAAGAUAGCAUCGUUAUUCGAUGCCAUGAUUUUAUGCAGAGUAUUUUCAAAGUACCUGGAUCGCUGUCUGCCAAUACUAUAGAAAAAUUACGAACAAAGGUGGCCCAACAGCGAGCAGAAGAAAAGCAAACUAAAACUGUGCGAGCAGGAUGAGUUACGAGAUUUGGCACUUAUCCGGAUAGUAAACGUUUAUUUUUUCUCAA